ACUGGCUUGACAAGUUUUCCAACCCUGGUCAAAUUAAUAUAAAGCUAGUGGGAGAAUUAAAAAGGAAGCUAAGUUAAUUUAGCCAUUUUCGCUCCUUAUUUGUUUGGCUCUGGUUUGCUAUAAUAAACUGCUAAUAAUGCUGGAUAACCUUGUGGAAUUUGCCAGUUACUGGUGGUUUCGCUACCUCAUGGUCACUGAGCUGUAUAUGUGCGAAAAGUGGGAGCGCGUAACGAUACACGUCAUCUUCAUGGUACUGUUUUGCGUGUUCUGGUACUUCAACUACUCCAUCCUGCUUUCAAUAACGGGAUUGAUUACCCCCGGUGCGUCCAUUGCGGAUAUAAUGCCAAAUGUACAAGGCCAGACUCUCAAGGUCACCUAAUUGGCCGCAACCGUUGUUUUCGUUCUUAAUAUUCAAAUAUGUAUCUUUGUAUCUGCAAUUGUGCCUGCCUCUACACAAGCUUUAUCUAAUCCACAUGCAUACCAAUCGCCGGAACAUCGGUUCAGAAGGCGGUAUGACAUACCUAUGUAUGUCAAAAAUUCCCAGUAAUCGCCAGCUGAUCCGAACUAGAAUCUGAAGUGGACAACACCCGGCGACUGUCCAGUAGUACAAGGCGACACCUGCAGCGCCGCACUGUUUAAAGUAGUCGUUAUCUAGCCUUAGUUACAUGUAGUAAACAAGUAAACAAAAUAAUAAAUAAAUGCUUUUCAAAAUGGCAUUGUAUCUUUUGUAAACA
This is a messenger RNA of Drosophila bipectinata, 734 nucleotides long. It is a transcript of the gene ghi, whose product is annotated as ghiberti. NCBI's taxonomy places the organism in Eukaryota, Metazoa, Arthropoda, Insecta, Diptera, Drosophilidae. The record is from RefSeq and is a predicted model, not a curated record.